CGGGGGGGGAGAAUGGCUGUCCUUUAGUUCCUCAAUCGAUAGCCUGUAUGCGGACCAGUUGAAAUAUGAAAAACUUGUGUGAAUCUUUCCAGUUGAAGCCCGAUGCUUCUUACGAAGUGAAAAUCUAGGUUUCACCCUUUCCCAACCUCCGCCAAGAUUUUUAGAUGAUCCCAGUCGCUAGGAGACAAGAAGCCGGAACCGGAAAUGUGCUGUGCUCGACACCCCUGCGGAGGAGGCUGCCAUGGCUUCCCGGGAAGAGGUGCUGGCUUUACAGGCUGAAGUCGCCCAGCGUGAGGAGGAGCUGAAUUCCCUGAAGCGGAGACUGGCGGCGGCUCUCGUGGCGGAGCGGGAAGCGGGAUCGGAGCUGCCGGCUGCCAUGUCGCCACUGCCGCCCAAGGCCUCCCUGUCCCGGGAUGAGAUUCUGCGCUACAGCCGGCAGCUGGUGCUGCCGGAGCUGGGCGUGCGUGGACAGCUGCGCCUGGCGGGCGCGUCCGUCCUGAUCGUGGGCUGCGGGGGCCUCGGCUGUCCCCUGGCGCAGUACCUGGCCGCGGCCGGCGUGGGCCGCCUGGGUCUGGUGGACUACGACGUGGUGGAGAUGAGCAACCUGGCCCGCCAGGUGCUGCACGGUGAGGCGCUGGCCGGCGAGGCCAAAGCCUUUUCGGCCGCCGCCUCGCUGCGCCGCCUGAAUUCGGCCGUGGAGUGCGUGCCCUACGCGCAGGCCCUGACCCCGGCCACGGCGCUGGACCUGGUCCGCCGCUACGACGUGGUGGCCGACUGCUCCGACAACGUGCCCACUCGCUACCUGGUGAACGACGCGUGCGUGCUGGCCGGCCGGCCGCUGGUGUCUGCCAGCGCCCUGCGCUUCGAGGGCCAGAUCACCGUGUACCACUACGACGGCGGGCCUUGCUACCGCUGCGUCUUCCCGCAGCCGCCCCCGGCCGAGACCGUGACCAACUGCGCCGACGGCGGGGUGCUCGGCGUGGUCACCGGGGUGCUGGGCUGCCUGCAGGCGCUGGAGGUGCUGAAGAUCGCCGCGGGUCUGGGCCCUUCCUACAGCGGCAGCCUGUUGCUCUUCGAUGCUCUCGGAGGCCAUUUCCGCUGCAUUCGGCUGCGGAGGCGCCGGCCCGACUGUGCCGCAUGUGGGGAGCGGCCCACCGUGACUGCCCUGCAGGACUACGAGGCCUUCUGCGGCGCCUCGGCCACCGACAGGUGCCGCUCCCUGCAGUUACUGAGCCCAGAGGAGCGGAUUUCGGUCACCGACUAUAAACAGCUUCUGGACUCGGGGGCGCCGCACCUGCUACUGGACGUGAGGCCGCAAGUGGAGGUGGACAUCUGUGGCCUGCCCCAUGCCCUGCAUGUCCCCUUGAAACACUUGGAACGCAGGGAUGCGCAGAGCCUAGAGCUCCUUGCAGAAGCUGUGCGGGAACGGAGGCGAGACGCUCGGGAAGGGGCUGCCCUUUCUGUUUUUGUCAUCUGCAAGCUGGGCAACGACUCCCAGAAGGCCGUGAAGAUCCUGCAGUCCUUGUCAGACGUGCAGGAGUUAGGGUGCCUGGCGGUUCAGGAUGUUGUAGGGGGUCUCAUGGCCUGGGCUGCCAAGGUUGAUGGCUCGUUCCCCCAGUACUGAGGUGCGGGCCCUGGCACGUGAGUGUUCAGGCGGGUCUGAGGUCCUACAGCUGCCCACUGGGCUUUCUGGCCGCAGCGGAUCGGAUGGUCACGUGGUCAUCGCGCUGUUACUGAGAGCCAUCUGUGU
Messenger RNA from Ochotona princeps (American pika), 1750 nucleotides. It is a transcript of the gene MOCS3, whose product is annotated as molybdenum cofactor synthesis 3. Gene Ontology annotation, cellular component: cytosol; cytoplasm. Gene Ontology annotation, biological process: tRNA wobble position uridine thiolation; protein urmylation. The record is from RefSeq and is a predicted model, not a curated record. The coding region runs from base 242 to 1624 and encodes 460 amino acids. The transcript has a single exon. Gene Ontology annotation, molecular function: adenylyltransferase activity; thiosulfate-cyanide sulfurtransferase activity; URM1 activating enzyme activity. NCBI's taxonomy places the organism in Eukaryota, Metazoa, Chordata, Mammalia, Lagomorpha, Ochotonidae.